GUUUGUCGGCGCAGAGAUCUUUGUACUUGCCCGCCUUGUUGUGCGUUGCUAUUUGCUAAAAUAUACAAAGAAAUUAAAGAAUUUCAAUUUAAAUUAUUGGAAAAAGCAGACAAUUUGAUUUAAAAUCGUUUAAAUAAAACACACGAAUAGAAAAGAUUUAUUUAAAAUACACUUGAAAAACGAAAACAAAAUGAAUUUUCUCAAAGAUGAAAAAUAUCAUAUGGUUGGUGAUGUAGCCUUUACAGAGGAUAAUAUAUUAAUUUAUAAUAUAUUCGUACGAAAUUUACCAAAAAGUGCCAGCAUAUUGCAUAUUUCGAAAUGUUUUCGAGAAUUUGGUGAAGUUUUAAAAGUCGGUUUUCUAGGCCACGGCAAAGGUAAAGGUAAAAAUUGUUUUAUCAAUUUUGCUGAUCCCAAGGUGGCGGCCAUAGUUUUACAAAGAAAAAACUUUCACUUUAUGAAUCGUUUUAUAUCGGUACAACCCUGCAAGAGUUGGUAUCAACCAAAUGGUCAAAAUACUAUACAACUACUAAAUGGAUAUUCUAAUGAUGCUAAACUACUAAACGAAGCAGCCUGCAGUAAUACAAGUUUUUCAUGUGAACAGAAUUCUUUAAUAUUCAAUUUAAACGAUGAUUGUCUGGAAUAUAUUUGUAAAAUGCUAACACUCAAUGAUCAAAUACAUUUUGCUCUCAGCUGUCAACGUUUUUGUGAAAUUUUCAAAAUGAUUUCACUACAUAAAUAUGUCAAUUUAAAUACGGAACUUUUCGCCACCUUAACACAAUUUCAAUCAAAAGUAUUUCUACAGAUAGUGGGUGCACAAGUUAAGAGUUUGAUGAUUGAUUUUAAAUAUGCUUUUCUUAAGUCACAUACAGAGAUUAUUAGUAUUAUCAGAUUUCUGGGAACAUUUUGUACAAAUGUCGAAACACUUAAAAUCGAAAGCAAUGAUUUGCAUGUUAACAAAUUACGUUCUUUAAUUGCAAAAAUGACACAACUAAAAGAAUUACAUUUAAAUAAUGUAGAUGUAAAUGUGGGCUUAAUAAAAAUCCUACAAACAUUGAAAAAUUUAAAAUGUUUACAUAUAUUAGAUGAUGGCUCUUUAAAUGGUAAACAUCUUAAUAUGCUGGUUGGCCUGGAAAUGCUAUCGCUAAGCGGUUGUCAUCAACUCAACUCAUUUCACUUUAAAAAACUUUGUGAAAAUCUAAAAAAUUUACAAUACCUUGAUAUACGUUCUUGUGAUCGUUUGAAAAAAUCAGAUUAUGAACAUAUUCUUAAAUAUCUUAUUAACUUGGAAACUCUUAAAUUUUCCACUAUCGAAGAGAAUUUCAAUUGUCUUACUAAAUUGCCCAAACUUAAGCAAUUGGAAAUUACGGAUAAUGAGGGUAUUGUCAUAGCGGAGGAGUUUUACAAAAAUUUAACACAAUAUCAAGCGAAUAAUUUGGAAGAAUUAAAAUUACAAGAAUUAUGUUAUUUUAAUGAGGAUAUCGCUGCACUGGUGGCUAAAUUGGAAAAAUUAAAAUUAUUAGGCAUUGAUAAUGAUGCUGUCGAUGAUAAAUGUUUGGAAAAAUUCUCAGUGUUAAGUGAAUUAGAAGAAUUGCAUUUAAAUGGCUGUGAUGAUAUUAGCGAUCAGGGCGUUUUAGCACUUCUAGAACAUAGUGUACAACUUAAACGUCUCCAUUUAACUUUUUGUGAUAACAUAACAACAGAUUUUGUGCGUAAUGCCUUAAAAUUGUUGCAGGAACAACAUGAUCGUGGUAAUCGCACGUAUCCCUUACAUCUAACACUAACUUUUAAAGCUCAAUUUGAAGCUUUAACUGAGGAAAAUAAUAUAAAAUCUUCAGAUGUACUUAAAAUAACAUUAGAUCGAGAUUUUAAAAAAUUAUUUAACUUUUUUCAUGAUGAUGAUGACGAUGUUUAUUUCGACGAUGAUGAUGAUGAUUUUGAUUAUCCAUUCGGUUAUGAUUAUCCAUUUGAUUAUGACUACAACUCUGGUAAUGAUGAUUAUUACUCCGAUGAUGAACCUAAUAAUGAUCUUUUAGUAAUUUUUCGCACCAAAUCCAUACAACGACAAUUUUCCCACAUACGUUUCAUAUUCCUGCUAAUUAUAGUACUCAAUACCCUGGAUACAAAAGAUCACACUAACAGACCACAAACUUUACAUAGAAAACACUUCGAACGAGAUUUAAAAUAUUGCCAAAAGUGUUUUGAACACCAAAUCCACGAUUGUUUAAAUUUCUUUAACCUUAUUGAAACAGAUAAGGAGUUUUCCUUAAGGCAGCUAAUAAACCUGUUACCUGAAAGAUCUUGCAAAAGAAAUAACCAAUUGGUGCAGUUAAAAAACUCUCAUGAAAAACUAAUAACUAAAUAUUUAUUUAAUACGAAAAAUUUAGGAAAAAAUAAACUAAAAAUUAAAGAAUUGAAACAAAAAUUUUUCCAACAACAUGAAGGUUUACAAGGCAUGCAAUUUGCUCCCUUAAAGAGUUUUGAAAUUUUUAUAAAAGAUUUUUUCCUAAAUGAUGUGCAUUUAAAUCUAACAGAAAUCACUAUUUGGCAUUAUUUAAUAAACAAUAUACAGCCAUUGUUAAUGCCUCUACUAGAGCAGCAUAACUUUCCGGUACCUAAAACCUUUAAAGUGUGUGGUUUUACCCUUUACCAACAAUAUGCCGGUCAAGAUUUAUAUCAUUAUUACCAAAUGGAAUUUCCUUUAAAAUUGGAAAUUUCCAAACAACUACUACAGGCAGCUUUAAAAUUUUCCUAUGGUUUCAAUAAUUAUCGUUUCUAUAUUACCGAUCUUACGGCCGAUAAUAUGGUAUAUAAUAGAAUUAAUAAUAAAUUAUAUUUUAUCGAUUUGGAUACUCUAUUCAUAGUGGAUUCAUCUAAGGCUAAAUACAAAUCCUCCAUACAUAAACAUGAGUAUAUAGAAUGUCCGGGUUGUUUUGCUUAUUCAGCUGAUGAUAUAGCUUCUUAUAAUAUCAGUGAUAUAAAUGUAUACUCUGCUUGUCAAUUUCUUAGAGAAGAUCUAUUUAGAGAUCAGACGAAAGGUUUUCUCUAUCCCAUACCCCCCGAUAUUAAGGAGACAUAUCCAAAUGUAUGGCAGCUAUUAGAUAAAUGUGUUGAUUGUCGGGGUUCAGAGUGUUGGGAACGUUUAACGGUAGCUAAGGAUUUAAUAGAAGUAAUUGAGCAAAUUUUGGAGAAAUAAAUUAAAAUGCCCGAAAGGUGAAAAGAAGAUGUAUUUAGUCUGUUGGUCGUAGACUGUAUUACUUUCACAUAGAAUAUUUCCCAACAAUUGAAUUUCAACUAAAAAUAAGUAUGUAUUUUCAAGUACAAUUGUGUUUUCUUUUUUUACAAAAAUACUAUUCGAAAAAAGCUUAAAAAAUAAAUGUAAAAUAAUUAAUUAUUUA
Molecule: messenger RNA, 3395 nt
Organism: Lucilia cuprina (Australian sheep blowfly)
Lineage: Eukaryota; Metazoa; Arthropoda; Insecta; Diptera; Calliphoridae
Exons: 9
Coding region: 191-3193 (1000 amino acids)
Biological process (GO): SCF-dependent proteasomal ubiquitin-dependent protein catabolic process
Cellular component (GO): SCF ubiquitin ligase complex
Molecular function (GO): RNA binding
Source: RefSeq, a predicted model, not a curated record